Messenger RNA from Aspergillus viridinutans, 675 nucleotides. RefSeq names its product putative isochorismatase family hydrolase. The transcript has 4 exons. The record is from RefSeq and is a predicted model, not a curated record. NCBI's taxonomy places the organism in Eukaryota, Fungi, Ascomycota, Eurotiomycetes, Eurotiales, Aspergillaceae. The coding region runs from base 1 to 675 and encodes 224 amino acids.
AUGCGUUUCAUCAGAGCCCUUCAGACUGUUGCCCUCCUGGCGGCCUCCGCGACCGCCAAGGGCUGGAACCGACUGGACAAGGAGAACGCGGCCGUUCUCGUCAUCGACUACCAAGUCGGUCUCGCUCAGCUUGUCCGCGACUUCAACACCAACGACUUCCGCAACAACAUGCUUGCCCACGCCGCCUUGGGCAACCUGUUCGACCUGCCCGUCGUCAUGACCACUUCCUCUGACGCGGGUCCCAACGGACUGAUGAUCAAGGAGGUCGUCGACUUGAAUCCCAAUGUGACCAUUGUCCACCGCCAGGGAGAGGUCAACGCCUGGGACAAUGCCGAGUUCCGCGCGGCCGUAAAGGCCACCGGCAAGAAGCAAUUGAUUAUCGGUGGUAUUGUCACCGAAGUUUGCACCGCCUUCUUGGCCCUCUCGCUCAUCGACGAGGGAUACGAGGUCUUCGCCAACACCGAGGCCAGCGGCACCUUUGACGAGAAGCUGGCGGCCGAUGCCAACCGUCGCAUGGAGAAGGCCGGCGUCACCCUCAUGGGCACACUUUGGCGUCGUCACCGACCUGAUGCGCGACUGGAGAAACACCCCUGGCCUGGACCAGGUUCUGCCCUACCUGGACAAGUACCAAUACGCUUAUGGAUUGGUUGCUCGUCACCAUGCUGGUGCCAUUGA